This is a messenger RNA of Neolamprologus brichardi, 3135 nucleotides long. NCBI's taxonomy places the organism in Eukaryota, Metazoa, Chordata, Actinopteri, Cichliformes, Cichlidae. The record is from RefSeq and is a predicted model, not a curated record.
AUGGAUAAAAGGAAGAUAGUUUCAUCUUGCAUCACCACUUACAAGAAAACUCCUCCUCCAGUGCCACCCAGAACUUCAACCUGCUCCACAGCCUCCAAGCCAUACAUCUCCAUUACAGCCCAGAGCAGCACAGAGUCUGCACAGGAUGCCUACAUGGAAGAAGAGGGACCUAGAGGCGACAUGACCAUCCAAUCAGGGCUCAGUAACUCCACAGAAAGCAUUGACAGCAUGAAGGCCUUGACAGCUGCCAUAGAGGCUGCUAAUGCUCAGGUCCACGGACCAGCCAGUCAGCAUGUCAACAAUAGCACCAUGACAGUCAACACCACCAUCCCCUCAAUCCUGAGCAGGGGGCAAGUAGUUGAAGACCACCGGGAUGAUUAUAGGAAAGAUGCGUUCAGGAAGGGAAAAUGUCUCUCCAUAGGCAUCCAGGUUGACGGACCAGAGGAUAUUCCGGAUCCAGAGGACCCCUCCAAGUUCACCUCUGUAGGUGUGCAAGUGGAAGAUGACAGAGGGUAUCGUCGGUUCCAGCGCUCCAAUAGUGUGACAGCAGCUGUGCAGGCAGAUCUGGACAUGCCAGACCUACUAGACACACCUAUGAACUCCCCGGACACUGACAUGGAAAUACUGUCAUCUCGUGCCAUCCCUCGGCAAUAUUCCCGCGAUGCCAACACUUCCACCGUCAGCAUCCAGGGCUCAGGGAACCACUACCAUGCCUGUGCCUCUGAUGACUAUGAGGAUGUGGGCUUCGACCCAUCCAUCCUUCCCCCUCCAGACCCAUGGAUAGACAGUGUAACAGAUGACCAACUUGAUGUCAGUUUCAACAGUUCUGCUAUACUGGAGGUGGUGCAGAGAUCAGUUUGCCAGAGAGAUGGACGGUGGUUUCUGAAGCUGCUGCAGGCUGAAACCGACCGCAUGGACGGCUGGUGUCGACAGAUGGAACUCGACCAGCGGGAGAAUGACCUGCCUGAAGACAUCCUAGAGAAGAUGAGAAGUGCUAUGGGAAGUGCUCAGCUUCUGAUGUCCCAGAAGUUUGAGCAGUUCAGGGAGCUGUGUGAGGAGAACCUGAACCCCAAAGCCCACCCUCGUCCAGUAGCCUCAGAUCUGGCCGGUUUUUGGGAUAUGCUUCAGUUGUCGAUCGAGAACAUAAGCCUCAAAUUUGAUGAGCUUCACCAGCUCAGAGCCAACAACUGGCGGCCCUUGGAUCCCCCAGACAGAAAGGAGAGGCGGCUCCCACCUCCAGUGCCAAAAAAGCCACCCAAGGGCCCCCACCAUCACCCCCCUCUGGCCAGAGACCGCUCACUGGAAAGCUCAGAGAAACAGCGGCAGGAGGCCAGGAAGCGCCUGAUGGCUGCCAAGAGAGCGGCAUCUGUACGGCAAAACUCAGCGACAGAGAGCGCCGACAGCAUCGAGAUCUACAUCCCCGAGGCUCAGACGAGGCUAUGAGGACACUGCCAGAGCCACACGGGGUCGACACGCAGUACACACCAUUCACACAGAACACAACACAUGUAUGGUUGUCCACACAAAGGCAAAAGGGUUUAGACGCAUCUGGAUAUAUUAUUUCGUUAUGCACAAUGCACUCUGAGGAUAAAUCGAGCUGGAACAUUGAUGGAACAUGUGCCCUUUCCCAAUGCUCACCUGUCUCCUGGCUGAUUUAGUUACCUGUAAAUGUAACCAUGCUUCCUCUGGAUCCAAACUCGUCAUGUUUAAACACUCUUCACAGCAGCUACAUGGCAGACGCCCCAAAAUUGGUUAUAAAAUGUCAGUUUAUAUUCAUCCGUUUUCACAGAGUGAGUGUAUAGCAGGGAGCACUCUCCUGACUGGAGUUUCACAGGUGGGAUUUAUCUCAUAAUCAGGUGUUGAACCGUAACACGAGUUUGACUUAACAAGUUUACAUAUCUACAGAGGAAGCAGGUCUUCUUCCACGGGGUAGAGCACGUUCAUGGCUGUGGCUGAGCUUUCCAGGUCACACAAAUGAAAUCAGCCAACCUGAUCUUUAGCUCCACGAGACUCAUGUUCAAAAUGUGUCAACUCCUCUCAUUUAAUCCCUUAAAUAAAUUUCUCCCAAAGUUAUCAUGGUAUAUUAGCUAAUUUUAUCACUUUUGAAAGCACCUGCUGAAUCAGGUAGUUCAUAUUCGGCCUCCACAGACACUUGCUCAAAUACGAUGACUCCUGACUCCAAAGGAACAAAGGUGGUGAUUGGUUUCAUAAGGGUAGCCCAAAAUCCAGUGGGUGAAGUAGCUGUGGUGACGCUGUUUGUUGCCAUGUUGCAUUGCAACAGUAACCAGGAACAGAAAAACUCAUUCUAGAACCUUUUAUGUUUUUUACUUGUGUUUUUGUAGCCUCUGUAGAUCCCACACAGGAGACGGGAAGGCACGGGGUCAGAUGCCUGAAAUCUGCACCGCUAAAUGGUGACGCUAUGAAAUCCAAACGUUCAUUCUUUUCAUUGUUUAGGGUUAUCAGCUGAACAGAUCAUACAGGUGUCUUUUAAAUGCCUUUUUAACUUGUACAAAUGUGUACUGCACAGACGUGAUGGACAAUCUUACAUAAACACACAGAAGUAAUAAUAAUCUUGUGUGACAUGAAAAUACUUCACAUGCCACUCAUACAUAAUGAACAUAUGAGUGCUCGCAGGCAAUUUCUGUGGUCUUGUGGCUGAAUGAACACUGCAGACUGCUGUCGUAUAAAACAGCGUAUCACUCCCCCCUCUGGAGAAUGCCGUGAUCACGAUCAUCUUCCUCUCCAUCUCCACGUAAUUAUCAGCUAGUAUUUUCUUCUUCUAGAUGAACCCUCUUAAAAAUGACUGAAAUGGUUUAAGAUUUAUUUAUUUUGCAAAUUUCAAUACAAUUUUAUAGUUUGGACAUCCUUCAGUGGACAAAGUAGCAGUUUAACAGCUCCAGUACUGGUCAGAGACACUGCUAACACGAGCCUUCAGACAACUGGAACUUUUCCAUAUUUGAGUUUGAGUUUGAGUUUCAAGCCUGUCUGACAUGGUUGCUCUGUCUCUGCAGUUCAAUGCUGUGCUGACCAAAACGACAAAAAAAACGUAUAAAUAAACAGAAUUUUAUUUUAAUGCUUCUUGUGUAAGCAGAAAGCCUUCACAUGAAUUAUUAAAUACGGAGCCCCGCAGGGGAC